Molecule: messenger RNA, 1946 nt
Organism: Owenia fusiformis
Lineage: Eukaryota; Metazoa; Annelida; Polychaeta; Sabellida; Oweniidae
Source: the annotation of a GenBank genome assembly
UGAGAACCAAGAAGGUGAGAAUAGGAGGCGAGAAAUUAAAACGUGAAAACACAAAAAUGUCGAAAAGACCAAAUACAGAUGAAAAUAGCGGUGAUGACGAUGAAUGUAUAGGUCCAAUGCCAUCAGAAGCAGCAAAGCCAAAGAAAAAGAAAGUGUUGGAAUAUGAAAAAGUUUACUUAGAUAAUUUACCAAAUGCUGAGUCUUAUGAGAAGUCAUAUAUGCAUAGAGAUACCAUCACCCAUGUAGCUGUCACUAAAACUGACUUUAUAAUCACUGCAAGUUGUGAUGGUCAUUUGAAGUUCUGGAAGAAGCAAGAAUCGGGAGGGAUUGAAUUUGUGAAACACUUCAGAAGCCAUUUAGGUAACAUAGUUGAUAUGGCAGUAAGCAGUAAUGGUGAACACUGUUGCACAGUUUCAGAUGAUAAAACAAUGAAAAUAUUUGACAUUGUCAACUUUGAUAUGAUUAAUAUGAUAAAGCUGGGAUAUGUGCCUCUAUGCUGUGGGUGGUUGUUUGCCCCUGGAGAUGCGUGUACUGCAAUAGCUGUGUCUGAAAAAGACAGCAGUAAGAUUCAUGUGUAUGACUCUAUUGGGGCUCAUGAACCUUUACAAACAUUGGACAAGCUGCAUUUUAAACCUGUCACACUCAUAAAGUACAACCCGGUGUAUGAAGUUGCUGUGUCAGCUGACCAGGGUGGAAUGGUGGAAUACUGGACAGGCCCCAAAACAGAUUAUAAAUUCCCCAAAACUGUAGCCUGGGAAUAUAAGACAGACACUGACCUCUAUGAGUUUGCUAAGAACAACACAGUCCCUAUCAGCCUUGCAUUCUCGCCAAAUGGUAAGCUACUGGCUACAUUAGCGAAAGACAGAAAGGUGCGCAUAUUCAAGUUCCUGACAGGAAAGCUGACAAAAAUCCUUGACGAAUCAUUAUCUCAGUUCACUCAUUUACAGCAGAUGAAGCAACAGCUUCCAAACAUGGAGUUUGGUAGAAGAAUGGCUGUAGAGAGAGACCUGGAGAAAGCAGAGGCAUUUUCAUUGGUCAACAUUAUAUUUGACCCGAGUGGUAAUUUUGUCAUCUAUGCGACAAUGCUGGGCAUAAAGGUUAUAAACUUGACCACUAACAGAUGUGUAAGAUUCAUAGGUAAACCAGAGAAUGUCCGCUUCCUCUAUCUUGCUCUCUGUGAGGGCUCAUCCAAGAAAUCAUCAGCAGCAGUUACCAUGGAGAUGGAGGCAUCAGAUAAUCCUAAUCUCACCAAUACACCUAGUGAUCCAACAAUAUUCUGUACAGCCUUCAAGAAAAAUCGAUUUUAUUUGUUUUCUCGGAGGGAACCCAUAGAUACUAAAAGUGCUGAUACAGAGAGAGAUGUUUUCAAUGAGAAACCCAGCAAAGAGGAACUUAUCUCAGCUACACAGGAGAGCUCCUACUCGCGGACUGCCAGUUCUGCUGUCUUACACACCAGUAUGGGAGAUAUACAUGUGAAACUAUUUCACAAAGAGACACCAAAGACUGUGGAGAACUUUGUGGUACAUAGUAAGAAUGGCUACUUCAAUGGUCAUCUAUUCCAUAGAGUCAUCAAAGGAUUCAUGAUACAAACUGGAGACCCACUAGGGAGUGGUACAGGGGGUGAAUCUAUCUGGGGUGGUGAAUUUGAAGAUGAAUUCCACCCAAAUCUACGACAUGAUAGACCAUACACACUCAGUAUGGCUAAUGCUGGCCCCAACACUAAUGGCUCACAGUUCUUCAUUACAGUGGCACCUACUCCGUGGCUUGAUAACAAACAUACCAUAUUUGGGCGGGUAACAAAAGGCAUGGAAAUUGCACAGAACAUUUCAAAUGAGAAGACACAUCCAAAAACAGACAAGCCAUACGAGGAUAUAAAAAUCAUAAGUGUGACUUUGAAACAAUAAUAUUUUUAUACUGAAUGAUGAUAUGCAAAUAAAAAAAGUAAA